Messenger RNA from Pongo pygmaeus (Bornean orangutan), 899 nucleotides. RefSeq names its product fibroblast growth factor 21 (gene FGF21). The transcript is spliced from 3 exons. Gene Ontology annotation, cellular component: extracellular region. Gene Ontology annotation, molecular function: fibroblast growth factor receptor binding; growth factor activity. NCBI's taxonomy places the organism in Eukaryota, Metazoa, Chordata, Mammalia, Primates, Hominidae. Gene Ontology annotation, biological process: fibroblast growth factor receptor signaling pathway. Bases 166 to 795 code for a protein of 209 amino acids. The record is from RefSeq and is a predicted model, not a curated record.
UCUGUCAGCUGAGGAUCCAGCCGAAAGAGGACCCAGGCACUCAGGCCAUCUGAGCAGCAAUCUGUGAAUCUGCUCACCUGGACAACUGGAAUCUGGCACCAAUUCUAAACCACUCAGCUUCUCCGAGCUCACACCCCGGAGAUCACCUGAGGACCUGAGCCAUUGAUGGACUCGGACGAGACCGGGUUCGAGCACUCAGGACUGUGGGUUCCUGUGCUGGCUGGUCUUCUGCUGGGAGCCUGCCAGGCACACCCCAUCCCUGACUCCAGUCCUCUCCUGCAAUUCGGGGGCCAAGUCCGGCAGCGGUACCUCUACACAGAUGAUGCCCAGCAGACAGAAGCCCACCUGGAGAUCAGGGAGGAUGGGACGGUGGGGGGCGCUGCUGACCAGAGCCCCGAAAGUCUCCUGCAGCUGAAAGCCUUGAAGCCGGGAGUUAUUCAAAUCUUGGGAGUCAAGACAUCCAGGUUCCUGUGCCAGAGGCCAGAUGGGGCCCUGUAUGGAUCGCUCCACUUUGACCCUGAGGCCUGCAGCUUCCGGGAGCUGCUUCUUGAGGACGGAUACAAUGUUUAUCAGUCCGAGGCCCAUGGCCUCCCGCUGCAUCUGCCGGGAAACAAGUCCCCACACCGGGACCCUGCACCCCGAGGACCAGCUCGCUUCCUGCCACUACCAGGCCUGCCCCCCGCACCCCCAGAGCCGCCCGGAAUCCUGGCCCCCCAGCCCCCCGAUGUGGGCUCCUCGGACCCUCUGAGCAUGGUGGGACCUUCCCAGGGCCGAAGCCCCAGCUAUGCUUCCUGAAGCCAGAGGCUGUUUACUAUGAAAUCUCCUCUUUAUUUAUUAGGUUAUUUAUCUUAUUUAUUUUUUUAUUUUUCUUACUUGAGAUAAUAAAGAGUUCCAGAGGA